AUGCACCAAGUCCUCUACCCGCAACCUUACACUCACAGUCAUCCACCUGGCCUUUACCCUAAACCUUACAUCCACAGUCAUCCUCCUGGCCUCUACUCUAAACCUUACACCCACAGUCAUCCACUUGGCCUCUACCUGCAACCUUACACCCACAGUCAUGCACCAAGUCCUCUACCUUCAUCCACUUGGCCUUUACCUGCAACCUUACACCCACAGUCAUGCACCAAGUCCUCUUCCCGCAACAAUACUCCCACCGUCAUCCCCUUAGCCUCUAUCCACAACCUUGCACCCACAGUCCCUACUCUAAACUUUACACCCACAAUCAUCAACCUGGCCUCUACCCACAACCUUACACCCACAGUCAUCCAUCUGGCCACUACCCACAAACUUACACCCACAGUCAUCCAUCUGGCCUCUACCUUAAAACUUACACUCACAAUCAUCCACCUGGCCUCUACCCUAAACCUUACACCCACAUUUAUCCACUUGGCCUCUGCCUGCAACCUUACUCCCACAGUCAUCCACUUAGCCUCUAUCCGCAACCUUACACACACAGUCAUCCAACUGGCCUCUACCCAAAACCUUACACCCAGUCAUCCACCUGGACUCUCCCCACAACCUUGCACCCACAGACAUCCACCUGGCCUCUACCUGACACCAUACACCCACAAUCAUCCACCUGGCCUCUACCCUUAA
Macrobrachium nipponense is the source of this 696-nucleotide messenger RNA. Its product is annotated as putative proline-rich protein 21. Lineage: Eukaryota; Metazoa; Arthropoda; Malacostraca; Decapoda; Palaemonidae. The transcript has 2 exons. The record is from RefSeq and is a predicted model, not a curated record. The coding region runs from base 1 to 696 and encodes 231 amino acids.